Ochlerotatus camptorhynchus is the source of this 2232-nucleotide messenger RNA. RefSeq names its product Golgi resident protein GCP60. Gene Ontology annotation, molecular function: fatty-acyl-CoA binding. The record is from RefSeq and is a predicted model, not a curated record. Bases 241 to 1686 code for a protein of 481 amino acids. Lineage: Eukaryota; Metazoa; Arthropoda; Insecta; Diptera; Culicidae. Gene Ontology annotation, cellular component: Golgi membrane. The transcript has 6 exons.
UUGGCUCCGUUCUCCGGAAAUAGUUCAGCUCAUUUAUUUGUGUUUGCAGCAAGUUCAGUUGCGGAAUAGCGACUAGGUGGACAUUAUUUUAUCCGACGAAAUUGAUUGAGCCCACUUUAAAAAUCGUACGGAAGCAAAUUUGAAAAUACGGGUUCAAUAGAUAGGGAGCUAGAUACCGUAAGGUGGGUGGAGAAGGCAGAAAAUACUGAUUGUCCAACGCACCAGCGAAGGAAGACGAUCAUGGUUAGUCCUGAUAAUGUGGAACAGUCGCUCCGGAAUCUUUCGAUCUCGUCGAUGGAUGGUCACCCGGGCAGCAACGGGAGUGGAUCGGAUAUAGAGGAAAACAAGAACCUCAAGUGGACCCUCCCGCUAAAGGAGCUAUACAAGAUGGCUUGUGCGUUCUAUAAAGAGAAAUCCGGCAAAGCGAUACACCUGAGCUACGAAGAUAAUUUGAAGUUAAUUGCUUUUACGCAACAGGCAGCCCAUGGUCCGUUGGAUCCCAGCAAGGCACCCCAGCUGGGUAUGUUUGAUGUCAUUGGAAAGGAUAGGAGAAUUGCGUGGCAACAUUUGGGUACGAUUACGAAGCUCCAGGCGAUGGAGGGUUUCAUAGAUCUGCUGGAUCGAUUGUGCCCGCAAUUCAAACCGUAUGUUGAAGCGAUCAAGAAAGAUCGCGAGGAAAAAGCACGACAGGCACAGGUAGAGGAAGCCAGAAGGAUAGAGCAGGUUGAGAAGGAACAGGAAAAACUGGUAGAGAUGAAGAGGAUCGAAGAUGAGAAGAACAGAGAGGAAAUCCAGAGACGCCAACUUCAGGAUGCUCUGAAUCAGCAAACGUAUCACCAGUUUAAGGAUUACGCUGAGAAACAGUUCCCAGGAAAUCCUGAGCAACAAGCGGUACUGAUUAGGCAGUUGCAGAACGAACACUAUCAUCAGUAUAUGCAGCAACUGCAGGCACAAGUUUCUAGCAAUUAUUCCCAAAUACGAGCAACCAGUGUGGAGAGUGAACCUGCUGAAGUCGAUGGCAACGCAGCGAAUGAGCAGCAUUCCGGAUUCCAGGUGGACCAGUCCAACAGCGUCAAAGAGAACAGUCAGCUGGAGUACAAGGAGCAGUGCGAUAGCGAUGACGAGUCAGGAGAGUAUGCUGUCAUAAACCCCGCCAACAUGUGGACAAAACCUGAUGUGAAACUGUUCAAACAGGAAGUAACCUCCGGAAAGGGUGACGGAGUCAUUCGAGUCGGACACGGCGAUACAGUCACUGUCCGAGUUCCCACGCACGAAGGCGGUUCCAGUCUAUUUUGGGAAUUCGCCACCGACAAUUACGAUAUCGGAUUCGGAGUUUAUUUUGAGUGGGGAAAACCAAUGACAACGGAGGUUUCGGUGCACAUCAGCGAGAGCGACGAAGACGACGACACGCUGGAGGAUGAUGAUGUAGUUUGCACGGAUGAUCUCGAGUGUGGUGGACAGCAGCAGCACAAACCGCAGUACAACGGUGGCGGCAGCAGCAGCGCUUUGGCCAACCGGAAUCCGAUUUCAAUUAUCGUUCCCAUCUAUCGGCGCGAGUGUCAAACCGAAGUCUACGCCGGAUCGCACAGUUACCCGGGCGAGGGAACCUAUCUGCUCAAGUUCGAUAACAGCUACAGCCUGUGGCGUUCGAAGACGCUCUACUAUAAGGUGUUUUAUACGCGAUAAUCGUUCUGCGGCUGGCAGUCGGUUGUUCCGUUAUAGAUAGGAACGCGGGAGAGAGCGCAUUUUUACGAGAUAAGAUUUUUUGUAAGGGCCUCUUUAGGCAAACGCUCUGUUCUCUGUUACUCUAAUCGAACAUGUUUUCUGUCUCUAUUAUUCUAUGAAUGUACCUUUAACAAAAAUAACUAGGAGGAAAUGUUGCACACACAAAGACCACAACUGAAAGCGUACGAAGUCUAGUUAAUUUAUUGCCGAACGCAGUUGUUUGUUAGUUGAAUAGAUUUUAAAUGUAGCAUGUACACCUACUCUGAAGAGAAAAACACCCAAGUUGACAGAAAAGAAAGGUAUCUUAUUCCCCCCAUUGGACUUAGGUGAAUCUUUAUUCGCUGGAAACGGCGAUGUAAACUAUUGAACUAAAUGAUCCCAAUGCUGUCCAGAAAAUGGUAAAAUAACUCAUAUUGCAUGAUGGAUGUACUGUCCCUGUGAAGAUGCGACUAAGUGAAUCGAUUUAAUUCAAAUAAUAAAAGUGAACAUGAUGUUAUUUGAUGUCAU